AUGGCCACAACACAUCCCAGACCCGCUGACCUCUGCGCCUGCGCAACACCAUCUAGUUUUAUCCACGUUCCUGGCUGGUCGCAGCAUCUUUCACAUCGGCCAUCAUCUGCUCGUCCCUUGAGUGGUCAUUUUCGCUCGCUUUCCUCCGUCUCAAAUUCCAAACCGUCGCCACCUUCUCCCUCGUCCUUACCACGACCAUCUCUCAAGUCGCCCAAGUCUACUUCACAACUCCCCAAAAUCUCCCUCUCCGCGACCUUUCUCAACGAUGAAAUGAGUACCCUUCCCGACCCCCGAAGCCGGCGAGUGAGCAACGCCGAGGACCAGCAAGACGAGCCCGGUACCCCCAGUCACCAUCCCGACCUCAGCGACGAAAUCGCCACUCUCAGCACAAAACUUAUCAACGCCAUCAACCACCAGACGGCACUCGAUGACACUCUCAGCGCUACCCGCCAAGAACUGCAGAGCGCACAUGGGCGCAUACAUGAGCUCGAGCAACAAAAUGAGACGCAGCGCGAAAUGAUGGCCGGCGAUGUCUGGAUUCGCAAAUCUACUGUUGAAUCCGACAAGCGUGCCAUCAAAGCUAAACUCGACCACGAAGUCUCUAAACGUCUAGAAACCGAAGCCGAAAAUAAGCGCAUCGAGACAGAGCUCGAGACCUUGGCCACGGCUCUCUUCGAAGAGGCUAACAAAAUGGUCAUUGUCGCCAAGGAGGAGUCAAAAGAACGUGAAGACGCUGUCCAGCGCAAGAAUGACCUGCUGAAAGCUCAGCUCGAAGAGUCCGAAGCCCUGCUUAGAAAUCAGCAAACCCAGUUGUCCGAGCUCAAGCGCGUCAUGGAAUCCAUGUCUUCCCAUGACGAUCAGCACACAAACACUACCGCGCCCUCAUCACCGGGCCUACCCAGAUUAAAUACCAGCGACCGCUUGCCGCCUCUCGAUGCCGCCGCGAUCUCGCCUCUGCCCGACCUCUUCGCACCCGCGCCCCCUACGAGCUUUCCGCACCUCAUCCUCCCAGUCCUCCGCAAUGACCUCAGCGCCUAUGACGAUUUCAUUAAUCUCGCCCAUCAGUCCCACAAGCGCGCUGGCAGUCGCAUAUCUUCUGGCUCAAUGGGUGGCCUCGCUGCGCUGGGCCUCGGGCUGGCUGGCUCUACCUCCAGCGGCCACAUGUCCAACAACUCAACGUCGUCGCUCCAGAACCCCGCUUCCGCCGGCAGUGGCCCCCCAUCGCCAAACACACCCGCAUCUUCCACCCAGGGGACACCCAAUCAGCAGCUGCCGAUUCCGGCGCUCAAGGAGACCAAGUUUUACAAGCGCGUCAUUGUUGAGGAUAUCGAACCCACGCUGCGCCUCGAUUCUGCUCCUGGCCUGUCUUGGCUAGCCCGACGCAGUGUCCUUACUGCUGUUACGGACGGCAGUCUGGUCGUUGAGCCGGUGCCCACCAAUGUCAAUUAUGCACCAACAGCCCGGCCGCAGCUCUUUCCCUGCGCCCUUUGCGGCGAGGCCCGCAAAGAGACGCAAUAUCUACGCAAUCACCGCUUCCGCACGAGCGAGUCGCCGUCCGCGCAGCGAUACCCGCUUUGCAACUACUGUCUAGGGCGCGUACGCUCCACCUGUGGCUUCCUGGGCUUCCUGCGAAUGGUCAAGGACGGCCACUGGCGCGCCGAUGACGAAGGCCACGAGAAGACGGCCUGGGAGGAAAGCGUCCGACUUCGCGAGCAAAUGUUUUGGUCCCGUAUAGGUGGCGGCGUCAUUCCUGCCUCGCAAGCAGCAUCGCCCACUGAUGACGUAGCGCCUGCAUCCGUCGACAAGGUCCUUAGCACCACAUUAACAGUGCCUUCUAUUUCACCCGUCGCUGGCCAGACGGCGAAGAGUGCCGGUGAUGCCAAGCAUGUAUUCGAUCACAAGGCCCCUGUCAGGGAGCCGCGCACGCCGCCCGAGCAAACGGACAUGCCGACACCCGUGAGCCAGUACGGCGAACCGGCGCUCCGCAAGGACACUGAGCAAGAAGCGGCCGCUGAACAGCCCGUUAUCGUCGAGACUUGA
Molecule: messenger RNA, 2040 nt
Organism: Cordyceps militaris CM01
Lineage: Eukaryota; Fungi; Ascomycota; Sordariomycetes; Hypocreales; Cordycipitaceae
Product: GDP/GTP exchange factor Sec2p, putative
Exons: 2
Coding region: 1-2040 (679 amino acids)
Biological process (GO): exocytosis
Cellular component (GO): Golgi to plasma membrane transport vesicle; cell tip
Molecular function (GO): guanyl-nucleotide exchange factor activity
Source: RefSeq, a predicted model, not a curated record